AUUUUAUCUUGUAAGUGAUGGAAUCCCUCUCUUAAUUGUUGGAGUUACAGCAGCAUUUGGUAUGGACAACUAUGGCAGCAGGGAUGACGCUUUGUAUUGCUGGAUGGCAUGGGAACCAAGCUUGGGAGGUUUCUAUGCCCCCGUAAGUUUUCUGGUCUUAGUCAUGUCCCUUUACUUCUUGUGCACGUACAUCCAGCUUAAACGCCACCCAGAGAAGAAGUAUGAGCUGCGAGUUCUGAGUGAGGAGCAGCAGCAGUUAUCAUCCAGUGAGUCAAACCAUCACUGCCACACCGACACUGGGGGAGCUUCUGGGCCUGUUGGGGACUGUCCGCCAUUUGCAACAGGCGUGUCGGUACUGGCCAAUGAGCACUCAUUUAAAUCUCAGCUCCGGGCCACAGCCUUCACCCUCUUUCUGGUCCUGUCUACCUGGGUUUUAGGAGCGUUGGCGGUAUCACUGGGACAUUUUCUGGAUAUGAUAUUCAGCUGCCUGUAUGGGGCUUUUUGUGUCACUCUGGGACUAUUCCUUCUCAUCCAGCACUGCGCUAAACGUGAUGAUGUAUGGCACCGCUGGUGGGCAUGUUGCUCGUCUAAGUCCAAAUCAGAGGACGGGAAUGGGGACGGACAGAGUCAGAGGCAGGAGCUCCAUCAGCCACACUGCCACCUGAGCUCCCCAUGCUUAGGCAAGCAGCCUCUACUCUCUCCUUACAUUGUGCCAAAUUCUUACCACAAAAUGACACCACCUUCCCAGAGCCCCACAGCCAAUCACACAGGUCCAUGCUGCGUGGCCGUGAUGAGUCCUGUUACCCCAACCCCCAUCUCACCUCUCGCUGAGUCAGCGGCCUCACUUCAUCCACAGUCGCUUUCUGACGAGCUCCCUCGCCCCGCUCUGCCUCUACAGAGCUGCCUUAAUGACAGAACAAAGUCACGCUCCUUCAACCGCCCCCGUCCAUGCCUUCAGGACUACCGUUCUUACUUGACUUCCACCAGUAUGGAUGGGAGUGUGCACAGCUCCCACCUGGAUAGCCCUCACGCAGCGCACCACCUUGAAGGCUCACCACUGGUUUCUAACAGCCCACACCCAGACCUCCAGCUUCCCUGUCCCAGCCCUCACUUGGAUAAGCAGCUGGCUUCCUGCCACAGCUUGCUACGCCAGAACUCCUGCCAAAGCGUACAAGACUCAAUGACUUCCUGUCAUAGCCACGCACACAACAUGCAUGACAGCAUUACUUCCUGUCAAAGCCUCCUCCUGCCUUCUCACGGGGUGCACGCGUGCCAGUGGCACAUGUACAGCUCAGCUGAUCACUCUUCCACUACAAGUUGCUGUGAGAAACCCGAUCCCUUCACCUUGCAAUAUCAGCAAGACCCUGACACAUACAGCUGCAUGUCAAAGACAAGAGAUAAAGAAAAUGAUAAUCUCUGUGUAGAGGUGGAGCAGAAAGGUUUCCCAAGAAACACUCUGCCUCGGCAGCACGGCACUGUGAGCCGACGAGGUACCAUUGGCAGGAACAGGAGUUUACAAGAAGACAGCCUGUUUGGUUCAGACACCACAGGAAACAUACGGACUGGCCCGUGGAAGAAUGAAACCACUGUAUAGUUUUCUUAAACUUGUACUUGUACUUGCCAGACCUUCUUCCAGCAGCCCUGUUACCAAAUUACUCCGUAAGUGUUUGGUUCUCAAUGCCUUCAGCUUUGCCCUUUUUUUCAGUUUUCAGUGAGGCCUCGUAUCUUGAUAUUUCACAACGCUUUCUGUAAAAGUUAUCUUUCAUUUUAUAAGGGAUAUUCAGACACAUGAGCGGUUCAAUUAAUGUUAAGUUAAUAUUCUGCUCCAUUUUAAAAUUGCAAUCAGUAUUGUAUGGCUCUUGGGUCAUUGUUGCUCAGUAGUAAGCGAGUUCACAGCAAGAAGGCCCUUUUGAGCCCCAUAUAUAUUUGUGUGGAGUUUCAAUGUUUACCCAUUUUUGUGUCAGUUGCUCCACAUUCCUCCUACCGUCCACAGACAUGGAGCUUGGCUGCAAGUAAUCCUCCAACAUGUAGGUCUUCACAGACUUAGAGAUGGACCUGACACUCCACUGGAAAAUGCACCCAAACUCAAAGGGCAUAACCGAAUUGUCUGAAAUAAGAGACCUGAUCCAGAAUGGUCCCGAGGACAGUCUGAGUAGACUCAAAGGUUGCGUCGACCCUUAAACUUAACGAGUAGGAAAGUUGAUCGCGGUUCAUAAAGACUAUGUUGACCAGCAGUCAUUAUCAAGCAAGCUGUGACAUCAACUAUAUUGAAAUCUAAAAUGAAUGAUGACAGAGAAAGUUAGGAGCAACAAGAGGUUGUCACAUUCAAGUCCUGGCACAAAGCAGCCUCCAUAAAAAUGAGCUGCAAAUGCGUAUUUAUGCUUUUAAAACAAGCAAAAUGUUGGCAAAACAUUAAAACGACUGAGAGAGAGACUGAACACCAUUUGGCUUGAAGCUUGUUAGUUAACUUAACAACCACCAAGAAUGGAUUGCAGCUUCUGAUAGUAUAGUGAAUUGCAAAUCUUUUCUAACCGCUAUCUGCCCUGUCUCCAAGUCUGAUCACAAAGCACAUGCAUUAAGUUUUGCAUCUGAUUGCAAUUAUCCAUGUGGCAAAGUAUAAAUGUUGCCUUUGUACCAAGAACACAGUAGACAGAACAAUGGCAGAGAGAAAAAGAACAUUUAUAUUUUCAGACUGCGAGCUGCAGGUCCUGACCGACGUGCAGAGGCAUUCCUCAAAACUUUAUGCCAGAGAUUUAACCAAGACACCGAUAAAUCAUAUUUUGUAUAUCAUUGCACAGAAUGGGACCCAUUUGAUGUCAAAUCUAUGCAUAUUACUUCAUUUAAAUAGGUGCAAAUAGCACAGGAGCACAGAGACGCUAUUUGUUUGGCAGGGCAGUUCACCCUUUGCAAGUGCACUGUUUAUUUUGUCUUAUUUAUGCAGGUUUUGUGAAUUUGCCCCUCAGCCUUUACUUUAACAUUAUAUUUGUCUUUGUUUAUCGUUUAUAAAAAAACAAAGACAAAAUACAUUAAUAUUCUUUACAGAUCUCAAACACUCACAAGUUCAUCAAGCAGAACCAGAAGAGAAGAGAGUUUUGGAGAAACUAGCCCACUCUGCUGAGUGCAUUGUGCGUAGUUUCAGCAGACAUUCAGGAGGAUGACUAGCAAUGAACAUAAACAUCUACGAACCCCCGGUAAUAUACAGUGUUAUGCAAAAAGCAUUGAAUAUCACUGAUUGCACCUUUAAAUACUUGGAUUGGUCGUUUUAAAAAUAUCUUUUAAAUGUGAGUGGUUACACAUGUGAAAACACUUUUGAAUCAGUGUGAGCAUGUGUGUGUUUUUUAUGUGUGCAACAGUGCAUGAGUAGGUACUUACAAAUGUGUUGUGAUUUUGUGCUAUAUGUAUUUAUUAUUAUGGAUUCACCCUUACAUCAUUUUAAAUUAAUGAAUAUCUUGAUAAAGAUUCAUUUAUGAAGCCUAUAAAGAUUUUCUAUAGAGACACUUUACUUAUGCUGCCAAAUAGAGUCAAAUAGACUUUUAUCUGACAAUAUUGCACUAGUAUUUACUAUAGUAACUCACCUGGUGAGAUAAUAAUUCCAAAAAAUUGCAAUUAGCUACAAAGCACAAACUUCGUAUAGUGCCAAAAUGAUGUGCCAGCUUUCACUGUGAUGAGAAACUACACACACCUCAUUCACAAUGAGUUUCGAGAGCUCGUAUAGUUUGUAGCAUUGUACAAACUUGAACUCAGGUUUUAAAAGAUCAUCAGCAGCCCUCUGAAGUCCUUAAAGAAACUUCCAUGUUUUGUCCAGAGAGGUGUUUAUGCAUAAGCAUUACCAGUUUAGCCAGGCUUAAGUAAAAAUCUGCCUUUUUUUCUGUUUCAUAAAACGGGUUUCAAUAAGUCUGUCUGACCUAAGUUAGCAUGGAAACCUAGCCCAGCAGACUAGCCUAGUUCAGGUAAGGCUAGUUUUCAAGCUCACCUCAGGUUGAUCCAGUGUUACAGAAAAACACUUAUUUGCUUUUUGUCAUCUGAGUGAUAUGAUGUCUGUGUAUGGAGCUUGUGUUAGGGGGUGAGUAGCCUAGCCUAGCAUAAUGUUCUAGCAUGUGACUUCCCCUAUAACCACAAAAAAAUUAUAUAAACAAGAUAUACUGUGUUAACUAGUGAGCUUUAAAAGUGUUGGGAGGUGGGUUUUUUGACUUUUUACAGAGCCAGGCUAGCUGUUUCCCCCUGCUUUCAGGCUUUAUGCUAAGCUAAGCUAAUCAACUCCCGGCUCCAGCUCCAAACUUAAGGUACAGACAUGGGAGUGAUAUUAAUCUUCUCAUCUAACUCUCAAAAAUAGAGUAAGCUUCAUAAAAAAACACCUCAACCCUGACCCACAAAAUAAUCUUAAUUGACAACCUUUCCAUAGCUUUUAAUCCCAUUGUAUGGCCUUCAUUAAUAAAUUCAAGAAAUAUAUUUUUAAUGAGCACAUAAAUAUAUUUUGUAGAGGAAUUAUUAAAUUGUAUUGAAAUAUUUCAUUUGAGCAAACAAAAAUCUAUUAUCCACAUAUGCACAACAUAUUAACCUCUCUUGCUCACUUUUACUAAUUUGUCAGGUUCCCUUCACUGUGCACUCUCACUGCUCACAGCAUCAACAUCUAUUAAGCACAGUAUGUAUCUUUGUAUGCUCAAAUAGAAUAUUUUUUGCGUGAUAAUAAUGUCUCUAAUUUCACACAUUUAGAAAUGAGAUACAAAUGUAAUGCCACAGUAAGAAAGAGUUCCAGAAAUAGUUGCUGGGAGUGACGUUUAUUUUGUUCAGCUUAAUCAUGGUUCAGUAUACUAGGAUCACUCAAACAAGGCUUUUCACAGAAAGCCCUGCUUCUCUGAGCCUUCUUUAUAAAACACCUCUCUGGUUCAUGGUAUUUAGUGGCACAUUAAGAGUGAAAGUGCAAGCCUCAUAGUCAAGCUAGUGUUGAUUUAAAGAGGGAUGAGUUAUUCCACCCUGUUAUUUAUUGUGGGUUAAACACAGAUGUUCACUUAUAUGUCAGCAUAUCCCAGUUGGAUGUAGGCGUAGGUGUGGUCACCAAACAACACUAACCCUCAGCCUGACGUUGAUGACUGUGUACGUGUGAUGUGCCGUUGAGUCCCAGUGUUGCGACAGCUUUAAGCAUCUUCCCGAGGCAGGAUCACUUGACACUGAAGGAUGCUGUCCAAACAUGAGAGCAUCUUAAUGUGGCAUUUUUUAUUUCACACUUCUAUUGUGGAUUUUCUCAACAGUGUAAAGAGACAAAGUCACACCUCGUAAGAAAAAGGGAGUAACACUCUGAGCACUGUGUGUUGUCUGCACUAGAAAUAAACAUUUACUGUGAUACACAGCAUGAGUCAUUGUUCUCUUUGUGUACAGGGCCGUAUCUCCCAUCCCAACGUCAUGUUCUUUGGCAGCUUUAGUAAC
Messenger RNA from Cottoperca gobio, 5424 nucleotides. RefSeq names its product adhesion G protein-coupled receptor A1a (gene adgra1a). Lineage: Eukaryota; Metazoa; Chordata; Actinopteri; Perciformes; Bovichtidae. The annotation marks the transcript as partial. Gene Ontology annotation, biological process: cell surface receptor signaling pathway. Gene Ontology annotation, cellular component: plasma membrane; glutamatergic synapse; postsynaptic density. The record is from RefSeq and is a predicted model, not a curated record. The transcript has 2 exons.